AUGUUCGCGGUAUUGUUGAUUACUGUGGUGCUUUGUUUUGUUCUUUAUCUAAAACACAGACAAAAGUAUAAGUUCGCCGACAAUUUACCCGGGUUACGACCGGUGUAUCCUAUACUCGGCAAUGGAGAUAUUAUGUUGGGAAAAAGUGAUGUGCAAAGAUUCGACACGAUGGUUAACAUAUGCCGUAAUCAUGACCGUUUAGUGAAGGUAUGGGCAGGACCACGUUUGCUGCUCUUUACCUGCCAUCCCGAUUUGAUUCAGCAGAUUCUGUCUAAUCCAGAUUGUACGGAGAAACCUUUUCUGUACAAAUUUGCAGGAUUUGGGCAAGGAUUAUUUACGGCAAAGCACAAAGUGUGGCGUGGGACGCGAAAACGGCUCAAUCCCUGCUUCAACCAGCGCAUUUUGCACGGUUUCAUACCAACGUUUGCGAACUGUGCCCGGCGGAUGGCCGAGAAAUUAAAUGAACUGUCCGAUGGUGCAACGGUCAACAUUCACAAGUAUACCACGCUUUGCACACUGGAGAUGGCCUGCGGAACUACACUCAGCAGCGACAUAUUGCAGCGCGAAGGCAAAGAGGAGUUCGUCGAGGGUCUCGAUGUUGCAUUCAACGGUGCAGCACGCCGCAUGGUUAGUGUUCACCUGUAUCCGGAUUUUGUAUAUCAGCUCACUAAGUAUUACACAGAGAUAAUACAGGCGAGAAAAGUGGUGGUCGACUUUUUCAAUCAGUUAAUUUCUGAACGAAGAAAUUUCCUGGAUUUGGAUAGACAAAACAACAACAAUGAUAACGACGAGGGUCACAAGCUGAAGUGUCUAAUAGAUGAACUGUUAAGUGUUUCUGAAAACGGAAGCACUUUCAGUGAAACACAGAUCGUAGACAACAUUUAUGCGGUUGUUACUGGAGCUAACGAUACAUCUGGUUUACUGAUAGCCCACGCUUGCUUGUUCCUAUGUUUUUACAAAGACAUCCAGGAGCAAUUGUACAGAGAAAUUAUCGAGCACAUACCGAACGAGGAAACGGACCUCUCCCCGGACGUAUUAAAGCAGAUGGUAUACUUGGAAAUGUUUCUCAAGGAAUGUCUGCGUCAUUGCCCUGUGGCUCCCAAUGUAGCGAGAGAAAAUAUGACCGAGCUUGCAAUCGACGGCGUUACGGUGCCUCCAGGCAAUAUUUUCGUUAUGAAUUUUUAUGCACUUCACCGACGAAAGGACGUCUGGGGUCCAAAUGCGGACCUGUUUGAUCCGCUUAAUUUUUCCGAAGAACGAAGCAAACAUCGGCAUCCGUUUGCAUAUCUACCGUUCAGUGGAGGCAGUCGGAUAUGCAUCGGUUGGCGUUACGCUAUGUUGAGUAUGAAGGUUAUGCUGAUUUAUUUAAUCAGGAAUUUUCAAUUUGACACGAAGAUACGGCCAGAGGAUAUGCGGUAUAGGCACGAUUUAACAAUGAAGUUACCGUUUGAUCACAUGGUGCAAAUCAUCAAACGUAAAGCAACAACAGAUUUGAAAUAA
Sabethes cyaneus is the source of this 1500-nucleotide messenger RNA. Its product is annotated as cytochrome P450 4c21-like. Gene Ontology annotation, molecular function: oxidoreductase activity, acting on paired donors, with incorporation or reduction of molecular oxygen; monooxygenase activity; iron ion binding. The record is from RefSeq and is a predicted model, not a curated record. Lineage: Eukaryota; Metazoa; Arthropoda; Insecta; Diptera; Culicidae. The transcript has 6 exons. Bases 1 to 1500 code for a protein of 499 amino acids.